CACUUGUUCAGUCAUCAGUGCGACGAGGAUGAGGAUGAGGAGGAGGUUGCAAUGUGAUUGGCCAGGCGGAGGCUCCUAGUCCGGCUUGUGUUGGUCCUUGGCUCUCCUUGUUUACACCUGGCGGACCGGAAAGACGUCCAGAGUGCCUCCAGCAGACUCGGGCGUCCAGUCUGCGUUGAACUGGGCUAUCUGACAGCACCCUUUGUCGGAACGAGUGUUUUAUUUUUAAUGUUAAACGCAGGGGUUGCGUUUUUUUAUUUCGUGUUUUGUAUUUUGUAUUUUUUGGGGUCCAGGACGCUGGCUGUUCAUUGCACAGUCGCGUCCAAACUUUUUAGUGACUUUUUUCAAAGCGUCCUUUGUGGUUGUCAUUCAAAGCAAAGCUUAACCUGAAAGUUGCAGGGAAUAUUGCCAAUUUGCUUCGAUAUUGCUCUUUUUUUUUUUUUUUUUGUCCAAGUUUGACAUGGAGGAAAAGUACACCGUUCCGUUUUUGUUGUAGUUGCCGGAGCGGAUGCGUUUACUGUCACUUCAUGGUGGGAUUUCACUUUGUUUGAUAUUCUCCUAUAUCACUUUUCUGAACAAGAAAGACACUUGGUGUGGCGAAACACGCCGCGUGAGCACCCACGGACGCUUUGCAGCAGUGUAGCCGGAAACGAUGCUCUCCGUUCGGAUGCAGCGUGGACAAGUUUACGGUCCGAUUGUGCUUUUGCUCUUGAUCGGGGGAUAUGUGGUGUAUACCGAGAGCAGCGACUACAGUGAUGCUGAGGUUCUCCCGGACUCUUAUCCGUCAGCACCAGCAGAACCUCUCCCAGAAUUCCUGCUCGAACCAGAGGAUGCUUUUAUUGUUAAGAACCGACCCGUUCAGCUUCGGUGCAGGGCGUCACCAGCAACACAGAUCUACUUCAAGUGCAAUGGGGAGUGGGUCAAUCAAAAUGAUCAUGUAACCAGGGAGAGCUUGGACCAGAGCACAGGGCUGGUGGUGAGGGAGGUGGACAUCUCAGUGUCAAGGACCCAAGUUGAGGAGCUGUUUGGGUUGGAGGACUACUGGUGUCAGUGUGUAGCCUGGAGCUCAGCUGGCACCACCAAGAGCAACCGCGCCUACGUCCGCAUUGCAUACUUGAGGAAAAACUUUGAGCAGGAGCCACUGGGGCGGGAGGUGCGACUGGAGCAGGAAGUCCUGUUGCAGUGUCGCCCCCCAGAAGCCAUGCCCCCUGCUGAGGUGGACUGGCUGAAGAAUGAAGAUGUCAUUGACCCUUCGCAGGACUCCAACUUUCUGAUUACCAUUGAUCGCAACCUAAUAAUCAAACAGGCCAGACUCUCGGAUACAGCCAACUACACUUGCUUGGCUCGUAAUGUGGUUGCCAAAAGGCGCAGCAGCACAGCAACUCUGAUUGUUUACGUGAGCGGCGGAUGGUCCUCAUGGACAGAAUGGUCCGAGUGUAACACCAAAUGUGGACGGGGUUGGCAGCGAAGAACACGUAGUUGCACCAACCCUGCCCCCCUCAAUGGAGGAGCCUUCUGUGAAGGCCCACCCUUCCAGAGAGUGACUUGCACCACACUGUGCCCAGUGGAUGGAGGCUGGACAGAAUGGGCAAAGUGGUCUGCCUGUGGCACAGAGUGCACCCACUGGAGAAGCCGCGAAUGUCAAGCUCCGCCACCCAGGAAUGGAGGCAAGCACUGCAGCGGGAGCAUGAUGGAGAGUAAAAACUGUACCGAGGGUCUCUGUACACGCAAUAAAAUGGUUUCUAUUGAACAUGCAAGCCAUCCGUUGGCGCCAGAGAUGGGUGUAGCAGUCUACGCCGGUCUGGCAGGGGCGCUGCUGCUGUGCGUGAUCCUGGUGCUGUGCGUGGGCGUGCUGGCAUACCGCCGCAGAUGCAGCCACCUCCAUGGAGACAUCACAGACUCUUCUUCUGCCCUCACCGCUGCCUUUCACCCUGGCAACUACAAGCCUCCCAGACAAGAUAACCUCCACCCUCUACAUCCAUCCGCUCCUCCCGACCUGACAGCCACCGCGGGGCCAUUCCGCGGCCCGCUCUUCUCCUUGCAGCAGGGUGUUAACGAAAACCACCACAAAAUCCCCAUGACCACUUCCCCCCUGUUGGACCCCUUGCCCAGUCUCAAAAUCAAGAUGUAUAACUCCUCCACCCUUUCGUCGCUGGAGAUCCCCGCUGACAUGUGCUCAGGAGACAGCGAGAUCCUCAGCCUGAAGUCGGUGGGCACCGGAGGGAGGGAGCGACAGUUCCACAGCCACACACUGUCCAGAGAGCCUGGGCUGAGCACCAGCGCCACCCUGGGCCAUCUCGGGGGGCGUCUCACCAUCCCCAACACAGGUGUGAGUCUGCUGGUCCCGCCUGGCACCAUCCCCCAGGGGAAGUUCUAUGAGAUGUACCUCAUUAUCAGCAAAUGGGACAAAACGACGUUGCCCUCUGAGGGCAGUCAGACUGUGCUUAGCCCCGCAGUGAGCUGUGGUCCGUCUGCUUUGCUGCUCAAUCGCCCCGUGGUCCUCACCUUGCCCCAUUGUGCCCAGCUAGACACACCAACACCUGACUGGACACUCACAUUCAAGACACAGACCCACCAAGGAGCAUGGGAGGAGGUGCUGACAGUGGGAGAGGAAAGUUUGUCCUCUCCGUGCUAUCUGCAGUUGGAGGAGGAGUGUUGUCACGUUCUCAUGGAGCAGCUGGGCACGUACGGUCUGGUGGGUCAGUCGUGCCCUCCGCAACCCGCCUGCAAGCGCCUUCAAUUGGCUUUGUUUGCACCGCGAGCACCCUGCCUCUCCCUGGACUACAGCCUUCGCGUUUACUGCAUCCACGACACCCCUCAUGCGCUCAAGGAAGUGCUGGAUCUGGAGCGGAGUCUGGGUGGGGUCUUACUGGAGGAUCCUAAGCCGCUGCUGUUUAAAGACAGCUACCACAACCUGCGUCUGUCCAUCCACGACAUCCCUCACACUCACUGGAGAAGCAAACUAUUGGCCAAGUACCAGGAGAUCCCAUUCUAUCAUAUUUGGAGUGGCAGUCAGAGACCUCUGCAUUGCACAUUCAGCCUGGAGAGAAGCAGCCUGGCCGUGUCACAGCUCUCUUGUAAAAUCUGCGUGCGACAAGUGGAAGGGGAGGGACAAAUUUUUCAGCUGCACACCGACAUCCAGGAGACGCUACCCCCUCACUCGCCGCUCCCUUCAGCAGGCUCCUGUCUGCCUUCUUCUCAAGUAGGACCGUAUGCCUUCCGCUUGCCUUGCUCUAUCCGCCAGAAGAUCUGUGCCAGUUUGGACGCGCCGAGCGCCCGAGGGUGUGACUGGAGGCUACUGGCACGCAGUUUAGGCUUUGACAGGUAUUUGAACUACUUUGCAACAAAGCCCAGCCCCACAGGAGUUCUGCUGGACUUAUGGGAAGCUUGUCACCAGGGCGACGCAGACCUGGUCUCACUGGCAACGGCUCUUGAAGAAAUGGGCAAGAGUGAGGUGCUCGUCGUCAUGACGACAGAUGAGGAUUGUUGAUCAGCGGAGGAAGAACAAGAACAAUAAAUGCGACUAAUCAUAAA
Messenger RNA from Phycodurus eques (leafy seadragon), 3534 nucleotides. It is a transcript of the gene unc5b, whose product is annotated as unc-5 netrin receptor B. Gene Ontology annotation, cellular component: membrane. Gene Ontology annotation, biological process: netrin-activated signaling pathway; anterior/posterior axon guidance. Gene Ontology annotation, molecular function: protein binding; netrin receptor activity. NCBI's taxonomy places the organism in Eukaryota, Metazoa, Chordata, Actinopteri, Syngnathiformes, Syngnathidae. The record is from RefSeq and is a predicted model, not a curated record.